Molecule: messenger RNA, 1230 nt
Organism: Tetrahymena thermophila SB210
Lineage: Eukaryota; Ciliophora; Oligohymenophorea; Hymenostomatida; Tetrahymenidae
Product: cation diffusion facilitator family transporter containing protein
Exons: 1
Biological process (GO): zinc ion transport; intracellular zinc ion homeostasis; transmembrane transport
Cellular component (GO): Golgi apparatus; membrane
Molecular function (GO): zinc ion transmembrane transporter activity
Source: RefSeq, a predicted model, not a curated record
AUGCAUUCUGUUAAUAUAAACUAAGCGGUUUUUGAUAGAAUCACUUAAGAAAGGCCAUAGAAAAUAGGAAGAUUAUAGAAAUGGAUUAAUUAUAUAAGUUGGAGCAGAGAGUCUGAGGAACCUAAAAAGUUAGGAAAUUUGACAUUUGCUUUAAUUGUUAUUAUUAUUAUAUCUAUUUUAAAUGGAGUAUUAAAAAGUAACAUUCAAAUGACAAUAAACGGCAUCCAUAACUGCUUGCAUUUAUUUUCAUUUAUUUUUUCUAUGUAUGCCCUUAUGAAAGCUAAAAAAAAUUCUAACAUGCAUUAUACCUAUGGAUACACUAGAUACGAAACUAUUGCUGCUUUUAGCAAUUGCAUUUUUUUGAUACUCUCAUCAUUGUUUUUAGUUAUCAGUAGUUUACACUAUUUAACUCACGAUGAAGACCACUCAAGCUCUGCUGCCUAAAAUAUAACUGACGGAGAGAAGGCUCAUACAGAAGCAAGUCAACACGAGGAUGAAUCUGGUCCUCUAAUCAUAUUUUAUGUCAAAAUAAUUUUCAAUUUAGUUGGCAUUUAUUCUUUCAGUGAAUACGCUUUAUUUGCUCCUUUAGAAGAAUUCUAAGAUAUUGGAGCUUCCACGUAAAAAUAUGCUUAUUCGGGAGUUAACGAAUCAACAUACAAAAAUUACUCCUUCAAAUAUGAGAAGUUCUAUCGCUAUUUAUCUUAAAAUAGUCAUCACUUCACAGAUGAAUCCCAUCCUAAACCUCUUAAUGCCCACCCUCAUUCUUCCAAACUACAUUUUACAAGCCAUUAUGAAAACAUGCAUAGCAUAUUCCUUCAUUUUUUCAUAGACUUCCUCUUUAAUUUUAGUACUCUUGCAUGCCAUUACUUAAUGAAUUUAGAUUUCCAUGAAGCUGCUAUACUCCUUCCCUUAAUAAUUAUGAUAAUUACUAUUAUUUUCACUAAAAAACUUUUGGUUAUCACCUUCAAAAUUCUCCUUCAAGCUCUCCCAAUAGAUGAUGAAAUUAAUGUGAAAUAAAUGAUAUAGGAAAUAACUUCGAUAAAUGGAGUUGUUGAAGUGCCUUAGCAACAUUUCUGGGGUAUGACAGCUGGCUACUUGGUUGCCAACGUCACUGUUAAGAUAAGAAAAAGCUCAAAUUCAGAAGAGAUCUACUAAGCCAUUCAUACUAUAUUAUCUAAAAAGUUUUAUAGUAUUUGCAUACAGAUCGAAGAAAGCAAGACAGAAUAUUGA